Adineta steineri is the source of this 1437-nucleotide messenger RNA. The record is from the annotation of a GenBank genome assembly. Lineage: Eukaryota; Metazoa; Rotifera; Eurotatoria; Adinetida; Adinetidae.
AUGCCAUUAUCUUCUUUAAGUAAUUUUCUUUCAAUAAAAAUGACAAAUGAAAAUGUAAAUUCGACAAAUAAAUCGAUUCCUAAUAAUUUAUUUUAUAUUCCAAAACGUGUUAUUGUUGCAUUAUUAACAUCACUUGGUUUACUUAUAUUAACUGUUAUUCAAACCAAUUUUGCAAUAACAAAUUCAUUAAUUCUUAAUCCAAAUGAUUCAAAAGAUAUUCUUCUUGAUGAUAAUCAAUUACCAAAUACACCACCAAAAGUAACUUGGACAUCAGUUGAAUUAGGUUAUUUAAAUUCAAUAUUUUAUCUUGGAUAUAUUUUAACACAUAUACCAGCUGGAUUUCUCGGUCAUAAAUAUUCAGCAACAAAAAUAUUUUUAUUUCCUUUAUUAAUUGUAUUUAUAUUAAAUUUAUUAAUGCCAUUAACAAUCAAUGACGUAACUUCGGCAUAUCGAUUAAAUUAUUAUUUAACUGGUCUCGUGAGAUUAAUUCAAGGACUUUGUGCAGGUUGUGCAUUUCCAUCAUCUCAUGGUAUUGUUGCUAAUUGGUGUCCACCAUGUGAACGUGGAAGAAUGGGUGGUUUUAUUUAUACAGGUCUUUAUGCGGGUCCAGUUGUUGGCUUUUUCUUAGGUGGUAUGAUGGCUAAAUAUGCAGGACAUUAUUCGAUUUAUUAUGCAUCAGCUAUUCUUGGUCUUAUUUGGUCUUUAUUAUUUGUAUAUCUUGUGUAUGAUAAACCAACUGAACAUCCAACAAUAUCUGAAGAAGAAUUAAUUUAUAUUGAAAAAAGUAUUGCUGAUGUUAAAUCAUUAUAUGUUUGGGCAUUAUGUUGUGCACAUUUUGCACGUGGUUGGACAUUUUAUUUAUUAUUAACAAAUCAACCAGCAUUUCUAAAUGCAUUUGGAUUUGGUGUAACAGAAAAUGGUACACUUGGAUCAUUACCACAUAUUAUGAAAGUUCUUGUUGCUCUAUCAAGUGGAUUUAUUGCUGAUUAUAUGCGUUUAAAUUUAUUAUGGUCAACAACAAAUGUUAGAAAAUUUAUGACUUGUACUGGAUAUAUAAUAGAAGGAACAUGUCUUUUAAUAAUGUGUCAUGUAGCAAAUCCAUAUGUUGGAAUCGGAUUAUUAACUGUAGGUGUUGGUUCUAGUGGAUUAAUGGUAUCUGGUUGGCAUUUAAAUCAUCAAGAUUUAUCUCCACGUUAUGCAUCAGUUAUAGCUGGUUUUACUGCAGUUAUAGGAACAUCAGCUGGUAUUAUUAGUCCUAUUGUUGCUGGUCUUCUUACUAAAGAACAGGAUUUAAUUGGAUGGCGUCAUGUAUUUACAAUUGCAUCUUUUGUUCUUUAUCUUUGUUCAUUAUUCUAUAUGAUAUUUGCAUCAGGUGAAUUACAACAUUGGGCAACAGGUACUCAACGUGAAGAAAAAAUAAGAAUAAAUUCUGAAAAA